This is a messenger RNA of Hypoxylon trugodes, 1563 nucleotides long. Its product is annotated as cytochrome P450. The record is from RefSeq and is a predicted model, not a curated record. Gene Ontology annotation, molecular function: heme binding; iron ion binding; monooxygenase activity. The transcript is spliced from 4 exons. Lineage: Eukaryota; Fungi; Ascomycota; Sordariomycetes; Xylariales; Hypoxylaceae. The coding region runs from base 1 to 1563 and encodes 520 amino acids.
AUGACCCUAGACUACAGCCCAAAAUGGGUGGCUAGUUUUCAACCACUACUGGUCGCUAUUGUGAUAGCUUGCUAUGUCUUAGGCCUCGGAGUCUAUCGCUUAUACCUGAGCCCACUAGCCAAAAUACCUGGCCCUAAAAUCGCUGCAUUGACAACUUGGUACAAUGCUUAUUACGAUCUCUGGAAAAAGGGACAGUACGUCUGGGUUGUAGAGGACAUGCACCGCAAAUAUGGCCCAAUUGUUCGAAUAAGGCCUGACGUCGUGCAUAUAAAUGACCCUUCUUUCAUCGAGAAAAUAUACUCGCAAUCUCCUAAACAGCGACGAGAGAGGUAUCAAACUAUACUCAAAACUCUCCAGGCCGCAGGGUCAAUUCUUGCGACGCAAGACCAUGACCUUCAUCGUAAACGUCGGGCAGUGCUCAACCCGCUCUUUUCCCAACAAAAUGUGCGUCGUUUGGAACCUGUCAUCAAUGACGCGCUCGCAAAUUUAUUCUAUAGAAUGGACGGAUGGGCGAAAACCGGAACACCUCUGCGGAUGAAUGUCGCAUUCAGAGCCGCAACGAAGGACAUCAUCCAAGCUUAUGCAUUUGGUGAAGGAGACAAGUGUCUUGAUAAGGAAGAUUUCAAUACUGAGUUCUUCGAUAUCAUGGCACCAAGCGCUCUUGCUCAUGUCGGAACCCAUUUCUACUGGUUGGCCACUUUCUUAACCAAUAUACCACCAAAGAUAAUGAUCAGUUUGGUUCCUAAAAUUGGAUUAUUUUCGCGUUUUGUAGAGGGGCUAGCUACCCAAGUCGAAGAGAUCCGAAAUGCUAAGGAGAUUCCUGAAGGGAAAACAAUUUUUCAUGAAAUUAUCCGUAGCGAUAUACCCGAGUCCGAGAAAGGGACCAGGCGACUAACCGACGAAGCUAUUGUUAUCGUCAUCGCGGGAAGCGAAACCACCGCAUCCACAUUAGCGGCAAUCAUGUACCAUUUGCUCGCUGACAGGCAGUUAUUUAACAGGUUGAGAGUUGAGCUAGAAACCGUCAUGCCUGAUCGUAACGAGCUUCCAGUGGCGUCAAAGUUGGAUGGACUUCCGUUCUUGAACGCGAUCAUACAGGAAGCUAUUCGGCUCUAUCCUGGCGCCACCCACCGACAGGAUCGCACAUGUCCCGACGAAGACCUUGUUUACGAAGCGCCAGAUGGGCAGACGUACGUCAUCCCGGCCGGCUCAGCCGUCGGCAUGGCUGCUCCGAUUCUAAAUCGCAACCCAGGUUUCUAUGACCAACCAGACAAAUUUCAACCUGAACGCUAUCUCGAAAACCCGAAGCUUUUAAAAUAUCAAAUGUCUUUUUCCAAGGGCACAAGGCAAUGUAUAGGAAUUAAUCUCGCUUACCAGGAACUCCAAACCUUCACCGCCGGCCUCAUCCGUCGGUACGACUUAUAUGAUCCGACUAAGAGGAUUCAGAAUGGUCCUACGCUGGAGCUUUACCAGACUACAAGGGAAGAUGUAACAACACAUUCCGACUUCAUAACCACUUCGCCAUAUGAGGGAAGCCUAGGGCUUAGGGUUCUGAUUCGAAAUUAA